AUAGAUUUAUCUCUCUCUCCCUCCAGGAUUUAGAAAUGUUAAACGUCAAAAUCGAUCUAAAUAUUUAUGCCAGUAAAUCAGUACGCCGUUUCUCUUUAAAUUUUAUCUUUUAAACGAUUUAUUGUUGACACAAUCAGCUAUUUCUGCACCACAACCCACUACACAAAAUGGAAAAUUUGCGAUUAUAUGUGGGCACCUACAAUGUGGGUACAAGCACCCCCGAUAUAAAGCUAAACUCGUUAUUAGGGUUGCCUGAUGACCACAAGACAGAUAAAUUGCAGCUACCAGAUAUUUACAUUUUGAGUUUUCAAGAAGUGAAAGCGCAGCCUCAAAACAUGCUUCUUGAUGCGCUAUUUGACGACCCCUGGACUUACGCGUGCAAAGAACUUCUUGACACCUUCAACUAUGUUAAAAUCAAGUCAGUUAGGCUUCAGGGUUUGUUGCUCAAUGUUUAUUGUCUCAGGAAACACCUACUCAAUAUUAGGGAAAUUGAGUCUGACUACACCAGGACAGGGCUGUCAGGAAUGUGGGGUAAUAAAGGUGCAGUUAGUGUUAGACUCAGUAUUUAUGGCUGCUCAUUAUGUUUUGUGAACUCUCACCUCAGCGCCCACGAUAAUCAACUCAAGGAUCGCGUUGAGGAUUAUAACAAUAUUAUUAAAGAUCAAGAGUUUCACGUUGAAGAAACUACCGAGAUAUUUUUCCAUGAUUAUGUAUUUUGGAUGGGUGAUCUCAAUUUUAGGCUGCUAGAAGAGUACGAUCAGACUCCUGAAGAGAUUGAAAGGGAUAUUGUGAAGAAUGAGCUGAAGAAGCUUUUUACUUUUGAUCAGUUGAGAUACGUAAUGAGAAAAGGGGAAGCUUUUAGUGAACUUGAAGAAAAGGACCCGGAAUUUCCACCAACUUUCAAAUUUGAAGUUGGCACCAAUAGAUACGACUUCAAGCGUCGACCCGCAUGGUGCGACCGAAUACUAUACAGGGUGAACCCACACAACUACGAAAACGUUACCCUCAAAGUGGACCAAUUAUCCUACAAACAUCAUCCUUCAUACCAACUCAGCGACCACAAACCGGUCACAGCCGAAUUCAACAUUAAGAUCCCAGCUAAACAUUUGAAGCUUUCAACCGGUGUCUCCGUUGACCAGGUCUUUUCAGAUUAUUCUGAACGGAUUGUUGAGUUCGAUAAAAUUGUUAGUUGGAAUCAAGAUGAGGAGAACAAAGCGAGAUAUAAGAUCACCAAGGACAUUCCGGCUACUAAAGACGACUGGAUUGGAUUAUUUAAAGAUAACUUCAGUAGUUUGGACGAUUACGUGAGCUAUGAGUAUGUGAGUAAAUGCGCAUCGCCGACUCCUGAGAAGAAGAGUCCAAUGAAAGGAGGUUCGUCUAAGAACGAACAAAAAUACGAGAUUACAUUUUCGGAAUUGCCGAAUCGAUGUCGAGGGAAUUAUUGCUUGGUUUAUUUCAGCCAGUCUGAGGAUAAAGUCAUUAGUGUGUUGGGGAUUAGCAAUAGCUUCCCUAUCGUGAAGCAUGAUAGCGACUAGAAAAUGGUUCCAUCACAAUUCCGCCCUUUUUAAUUAAUUGUUAUUUAGUUUUAUUUUCUUACUUUGAAAUUUACUUUUAUUGAGUAAUUGUGCCUUGUACAACUUUCCACUUUUAUUAUAUAAGGGAGUAUCCUAUUGUUGAUUUUAUUGCAGCGUUGUGAACAAGUUUUAAAGUUUUAUAUUUUUUAUGCCAGUGCUAGUCAAAAAAAUCCACUUUUUCACUCUACACAAUACAAUAGAUACCUUGCCUACAAUAGUAUUGACAAAACUGAGCCUUUAUUAUGUGAUACGUAUGUAGAACUUGCUCGACUAUUGUUUUACUGAAUUACAUUUUAUACAUAAAAUACGACAUUAGAAAAUGAAUGAAGGUUGAAAGUUUUGUUUUAACUCUUGAAAUCUAUUUUUAUUAUAUGUUAACAUAUUUUUUUCUAGCGGAAUGUGGUCAGAAGUACUAUGAAAAUUCAAUGCACGUAUAUUUUUCCUAAAUUGUUAUGAUUAAUCAAAUGACAAAUUAUUUAUGCUAUAACACAGACGCUUUUAUUCUUCAACACUUUCAAAAUUUGCGGUUUUUCUCAUGUGUAAGGAAGUUUUGACAACUGUUUGCCAUUUCUUAGUACGAAAGGCCAGAUUAUUCUUAACAGAUGUAAUGCAAUUUUAAGCCUUGUUGAGUCUAAUUUGAAGAAUAAAAUAUAUUCAACUCGUUUUCGUGUAAAUCGGUUCAUUUAUUUCACCUCGUGGAUGAUGAACCACUCGUGUUCACUCGUGACUUAAUAUUCCACUCGUGAAAUAAAGCAUCCGAUUUACACUCAAAUUCGUUAAAUAAUAGUAUAUUAAAAAACAAGUUUCAUAAGGUCAGUCUAAAAACACGAAAUUAGUUUCAAAAACAAGCAGUGGCGUUAGCCAAUAGUUUUUGAAAGAACGAGUGCUUUAAGGUCUCAUGAAACGAGUUUUUUUUUUACUAUUUUUUGUAAUUUGCACUUUUUGUCGUCUUUAAACAAAAAUUGUUAUUUCAGUCUCUUUAGGGAUUUUUGUGACGGUUGGUAAUAUCUCAAAUUUCAAAGUGAAAUAUUAAUUUUAAAAUUUGUGUUUUAUCAAAGUUUCGUGAACGCCCUCUGAAAUUUGUGAAAUUCACAAAAAUACGCUCCCAAAUUUGCUUCUUGCCAACCUAAAAAUUAUCGUAAAAUGUUUAAUAUGCCUAUUAAAGCAUCAAAAUGGCGGCAAAUUACAAAAAUAACUAUUGUAUAUGUAGUUACUAUUCAACGCAAGUCAGUUAUUCAAAAACUUAUAAAUUUGACCGAUAAUAUAAUAAUAUAAUUAUAAUAUAAUAAUUCAUAUUAGCUGUUUCAAAACUAUAAAAACGCCAACGUCGCAUUAUCUCCGAAAAUUAGCUGUUAUAAAUUAUUCAUGCACUUUAAAAAAAUAAUAUGUAAUAUAAUUUAUACUUUCAAUGAGAGAUCUAAUCAUUAAUAACUAUUUUAACAUUUUUAUCAAUCUUAUUUAAAAAAUAAUUCGAUAAAAUGUGACCUUGGCGUUUUUAUAGUUUUGAAACAUCUAAUAUGUUCUUAAUAUUUGUAAAGCACUCUUGACCACAUUUUUAUCUAGACUUUUUUACAUCCGGCAAAAUUUAUAUGAAAUGUGAUUUAACUUCUGUGGUGUACUAACUAGAAAUUAGGAAAGUAGCAAAAUAUGCAUUCAUAUACAAUUAGACUAGAAGUAAUACAACACCAAUUAGAAGAAUUGAAGUUUAAACAUGACAUUGUGAAUUAAUUUAAGCACAGUUAUCCUCAAUCAGUUAUUAAGCUAAUUACUCUCUAAAUUCGGACCUAAGUAUUUAAGUCAAAAACAUCGUAAAUAAAAUUAAUAAAAUUACGCAUAAUUUUUCUGUGAUCUUUUAAUUCUCACAGACCGUUUGCUGACACAACUGUAUUACAAAUUAAAGUCUGAAUUAGAUGCUUAUUGUACAUUGAUAGAUGUUUAUGCAGAGUUGUUGUUUACUUCAGAUGUUUACAUUUAAAGGCUUUUGAGGGAAAAAUAAACUAUAUUCUCCUAA
Tribolium castaneum (red flour beetle) is the source of this 3585-nucleotide messenger RNA. RefSeq names its product phosphatidylinositol 4,5-bisphosphate 5-phosphatase A. The transcript is spliced from 6 exons. Gene Ontology annotation, molecular function: phosphatidylinositol-4,5-bisphosphate 5-phosphatase activity. The record is from RefSeq and is a predicted model, not a curated record. NCBI's taxonomy places the organism in Eukaryota, Metazoa, Arthropoda, Insecta, Coleoptera, Tenebrionidae. Gene Ontology annotation, biological process: phosphatidylinositol dephosphorylation. Bases 168 to 1535 code for a protein of 455 amino acids. Gene Ontology annotation, cellular component: plasma membrane; cytoplasm; ruffle.